Solanum stenotomum is the source of this 411-nucleotide messenger RNA. RefSeq lists its product as uncharacterized. Bases 1 to 411 code for a protein of 136 amino acids. The transcript has a single exon. The record is from RefSeq and is a predicted model, not a curated record. NCBI's taxonomy places the organism in Eukaryota, Viridiplantae, Streptophyta, Magnoliopsida, Solanales, Solanaceae.
AUGGUACUAGUUCCAGUUCAAUUCGAUGGCACAGGAUAUCGAUCCUGGAGAAGAGGAGUCAUGCGAGCUUUGUCAGUGAAGAACAAGCUCGGGUUCAUCAAUGGUAGCUGUGUUAAACCAACUGUGAAUUCACCUCAAUCACGUCAAUGGCAACAAUGUGAUGAUAUGGUAACUUCCUGGAUCUUAAAUUCCCUCACUAAGGAGAUUUCAGAUGGUGUGGAAUAUGUUAAUGAUUCAGUGGAACUUUGGAAAGAACUUGAAGAUAGGUAUGAUCAGACUAAUGGAGCAAAGUUAUAUCAGAUCCAGAAGGAAAUUAAUGAUCUCAUACAAGGUAAUUUGGACAUCACUGUCUAUUACACUAGAAUCAAAAAGCUUUGGGAAGAAUUGAAUACUCUGGAUAUGAGAAAUUAG